Molecule: messenger RNA, 1944 nt
Organism: Seriola aureovittata
Lineage: Eukaryota; Metazoa; Chordata; Actinopteri; Carangiformes; Carangidae
Gene: ssuh2rs1
Product: ssu-2 homolog, related sequence 1
Exons: 14
Coding region: 350-1522 (390 amino acids)
Molecular function (GO): heat shock protein binding
Source: RefSeq, a predicted model, not a curated record
GAAUCUCCUUGUACUUAUUGGUAUUAACUAAAUGUUAUAUGAUAAUGUCCGGAACACAUAUCUCUACGCCCACCUUUCAUAUUUGUUUACUUCAUAUUUGCUCAUGAAACGACUGGUGCGCACUUCCUGAACAGAUGAGGCUUUUUUGUGGGGGUAGCAGAGUGGACUUGUAUAAACUUAGUGAACGGAUGAUGAUACGGAAGACUGAUUAAGCACAUGUCGAAAUCAAGAUCACAAAAAGUGAAGUUUUGUUCCUGAUUAACUUUCAGAAUAGAGGAAGAGUCAGCUGACUGACAGUUGGAGGAAACGGGGGUGGGGUGUGAUAAAAGUUUUUUUCCGGCGCGUUGGGAUGGAACAUCAGCCUAUUAUGAACAAUCAAGGCAGAAACUACGGACUAGCCAAUCCCGGUUAUAUCCCAGCAGCACAGGGGGGGCCCGCAAUGUUUGCCCCACCCGCAGCUGACGGGCCCAGCGCUCCUCCGGCCAGCAUGUUUGACAGCAUGCCUGGCUAUGAAGGAACAGUGGCAGGCGGAGGAGGUGGAUAUCUGCCCCCUCCAAUGCCUGCUUACCCAGUUCCUCAGCCUGAGCCUGGACCUGAACAACCACAUUGGAAUAUCCCAUCUAUAACUGAAGACACUGCUCGGGAGGCGUUGGUCCUGUUUGCCUCCAGCAAGUGCUGCUACAGUUCAGCACCAGCAAAGGAUGGUGUGAUCACCAACAUGGAGGCAUUCAAUACAUAUAGGUACCGCCUGGAAACCUUUACUGAAACAAGAUCUACAGAGUGGAGUCACGAGCCAUAUAAUGGCCAGCCAGUAGAUGCCUUUUCCCAACCACCUCCAGGGCCUUGGGAUAUUCCGGCUAAAACCCCCAGUUUUUUCCUGGAUUCCAAACAGACAAUCAAGGUUCCUUACACGUCAUCUAUGAAGAGCUGCCACGUUUGUUUGGGAAUGGGACGAAAACCUUGCAAAGACUGUGCCGGUGCUGGUAAUAAAGUUUGUUGGGUGUGCAAUGGAUCUGGUUACCGCCAUGGAAACGAUCGAUGCCACCACUGCAAUGGAAGAGGAAGGGACAACUGCAGCCACUGUCAUGGGCAAGGAUCAAGGCAAUGUGACACAUGUCGUGGCAAACAACAGCUUCUGGUCUACAUCAACCUCACUGUGAAAUGGACCAACAACUCUGACAGCUAUGUGGUAGAACAGUUGAGUGGACUGCAGGUGGACAACCUUAGCAAAGUGUCUGGCAAGGAGCUUUUCAGAGAUUCUCAGUACAUGGUAUACCCAGUGAUGGGCUUCCCAGACCCUGCAGUGGUGAGUGCUGCACAGCGCUUUGUUAAUGAACACCAGGGCAAAUUCUCCCAGACGUCACGCAUUCUACAGCAGCGUCAAACCAUUGAGCUGAUCCCUGUCACAAAGGUGACCUACUUGUGGAAAAACAAAUCACACAUUUACUUUGUUUACGGGAAUGAGUUCAAGGUUAAUGCAGAAAACUAUCCUGCUACCUGUUGUUGCUGUACUGUAAUGUGAUUGCAGUGAUUCUGUAUGAAGGUGUUUACUUUACUAACUAUUUUCUACAACAUAAUUAAUGUAAAGAAAGUGCCAUUUGUAUGCUUGCACCACAAAAAAAAAUGGUUAAUGACACAAUAUAAGCCAUAAUCAUACUAGAUUCUCUGAAUUAUGAACCCUAUUGCUUUAAUCUCUCAGCAGUUAUUUUCAUAACCAGUAAAGCAGCAGUUUUUUUUUUUUAUACACAAUAUUAUUUUUUAAUAGCAGUACAAAUUUUUUACUAAAAUGCAUUUAAACCUUAUUUGUUUGCUGUCAUGGUAACACUCUGUCGUUUUAUAUGAAUGUUUAUCUUUUAUUGAAUUUGUAUCAUUUUGCAAGACAAAACAUCUGUAAUACUUGCUCUGCAGUAAUUGCCAUUUGAAUAAAUGUCAUCUAGCAAUGUU